Molecule: messenger RNA, 765 nt
Organism: Recurvomyces mirabilis
Lineage: Eukaryota; Fungi; Ascomycota; Dothideomycetes; Mycosphaerellales; Teratosphaeriaceae
Exons: 4
Coding region: 1-765 (254 amino acids)
Source: RefSeq, a predicted model, not a curated record
AUGGCUAUCAUGAUACCCGUUUAUGUUGUCAAUGCACUUUAUCUGUGGCCCAUAACCCUCUGGACAUACAUCAAAUAUGGUCGCCCGCCGAAGCUUCAUAGAGGAGCUGCCACACCUUCUCAUGCUGCUCAUCACUCGCCUCACGGUCCUGGUGGCGAGGGGGCUUCACAUGAGCACUCAACUCGGGGUGGGAACGCUGAUCUGGCAUAUGACAGUAUUCACGAUACGACGGAGACCCGCAAAGUGUCGGUUGACGACGACGGCAAAGUCAAAGAAGAGCACGGCCACCACAACCAUUCUCACGGAAGUGGUGAGAGGCCGAUGUUUGCUACAGUCACUGUCGCUGUCUGUCAUUGCGGUGCUGGAUGCGUGAUUGGCGACAUCAUCGGAGAGUGGCUGGUCUACGGUACUAACGCUACGAUCAAUGGCCGUACCCUGUGGCCGGAGUAUCUGAUCGAUUUUGCAUUUGCAUUAGCGCUCGGCAUCGUCUUCCAGUACUAUUCCAUCGCCCCAAUGACAGGCGCAUACGGACCGAAAAUGUUGUACCGUGCUGCAAAAGCCGACUUUCUGUCGCUUACUUUCUUCGAAGUUGGACUCUUUGGAUGGAUGGCCAUCUUCCAGAUUGCGAUCUUUCGCUGGAAGCUGGAAAUGAACACUGUAACGUAUUGGUGGAUGAUGCAGAUUGGCAUGUUUCUGCGCCAUCGGACAGCAGUGCCAAUUAACUGGUGGCUGAUCAAGACCAAUGUGAAGGAGCCUUGCGCCUAA